Messenger RNA from Trichogramma pretiosum, 1249 nucleotides. Its product is annotated as sorbitol dehydrogenase-like. The coding region runs from base 108 to 1160 and encodes 350 amino acids. The record is from RefSeq and is a predicted model, not a curated record. Gene Ontology annotation, molecular function: L-iditol 2-dehydrogenase (NAD+) activity; zinc ion binding. Gene Ontology annotation, biological process: D-sorbitol catabolic process. The transcript is spliced from 9 exons. NCBI's taxonomy places the organism in Eukaryota, Metazoa, Arthropoda, Insecta, Hymenoptera, Trichogrammatidae.
AAGAAUAUAUAAUAUUUUGACUAGAGUUUCAGCUGCAACUUUUUAUCAUUUCGUAUUAUAUCAUAAAUGUGAACUAGAACAGAAACUAAAAUCAUCAUAAUUUCAACAUGGCAAUGGAAAAUAUAAGUGCUAUUCUACAUGGUAUCAAUGAUCUACGACUGGAAAAUACAAAGAUUAAAGAACCAAAAAAUGACGAAGUACUUCUAAAAAUGGCUUGUGUCGGAAUAUGUGGUUCUGACGUACAUUAUCUGGUUAAUGGAAGAAUCGGUGAUUUCAUUUUGAAUAAGCCUAUGAUUAUGGGACAUGAAGCUUCUGGAACUGUUAUCAAGCUUGGAAAAGAAGUUAAACAUUUGCAGAUUGGUGAUAAAGUAGCUAUUGAACCUGGAAUUCCAUGUCGCAUAUGCAAUUUUUGCAAAAAAGGUAAAUACAACCUAUGUGCAGAAAUGAAAUUUUGUGCCACGCCGCCAAUAGAUGGAAACUUACAACAAUAUUAUACUCAUCCUGCUGAUUUAUGUUUCAAAUUACCGAAAAAUGUUACGUUAGAAGAAGGGGCUUUGGCAGAACCUUUAUCAGUCGCCGUUCACGCAUGUAAAAGAGCAAAAGUUAGAGUCGGUUCAAAAGUUAUGAUUAUUGGUGCUGGUACAAUAGGACUCAUGAUUUUGGUGACAGCUAAAGCUAUGGGCGCAGACAAAGUUGUGAUUGCAGAUGUGAAAAAAUUCAAUUUGGAAAUGGCAAAAAAAUUAGGUGCUGAUGGUGAAUUAUUAAUUGUGAAUCCUGACUCAAUAGAGGAGAAUAUAAAAAAUAUCAAAACCUUAUUUGAAGGUUUUCCGAACAUUACGAUUGAUGCAACUGGAGUUCAAUCAACUAUUAACUUGGCUUUACUGGUCACGGAGAAAGGAGGUUCUGUUGUUUUAGUAGGUAUGGGUUCUAACGAAGUGAAAUUACCAUUAAUUCAAGCUCUGACAAAAGAAGUUGAUAUCAAAAGUGUCUUUCGUUACGCAAACGAUUAUUCAGAUGCUUUAAAUAUAUUGUCAAAAACUGACCUUGACGUGAAGAGCAUGAUAACGCACCGUUUUAAGCUUCAUGAAACCAUUCAGGCAUUUGAAGAAGCCAAAUCAAGAAAUAAUAAUACCGUUAAGGUAAUGAUAUAUUGUGACUAAAGUGCAUAUAUUAUGUUAUAUAAAUUCGAUUAUAAUUGGUUUAUUAAUAAUGUUAUGAGAAUAAACAAAAUGGUUUGGUUAAUGGGUAA